Messenger RNA from Paramecium pentaurelia, 2969 nucleotides. Lineage: Eukaryota; Ciliophora; Oligohymenophorea; Peniculida; Parameciidae. The record is from the annotation of a GenBank genome assembly.
AUGAAAAACAAAGAAAAAUCCAAAUUUGGUUAACAAUUAAUUGCAUCACUCCCUUCAUAUUUGAAUAUCUUAGAAAUAACUAAUUAUAUUGCCUAGAAAGAAAAAGAUUAGUAAAUUACUUGUUUUAGUUGUUAGAAUCUAAAUUAUUACAGCAUACAAAAGUAGAAAUCGAUUAAAAGCAGCAGACUCUGAGUUGUAUCAAUCUAUUGUAGAAAAAUUGGAAUAUUCAAAAAAAGAUUUAGAUGCUAAUGAAUUUGAGCUCAUGGCUUAAUUCUUAGAUGAAAUUCAACCAAAAUAUGAGAUAGGCGAUUAAAUUAAGAAAAUUUCAGAUAUAGAACAAGUCAUAUCUUCAAAUAACAAUCUAAAUUUUUAACCAGAAAAAGUAACACUAUAGAUACAAAAAGAGUUUAUAUAUAUAAUAAAUAUUUGGGUAAUAGGAUUUUAUUCAUAAUAGGAUACUAUUGUUUUAGGGUAUAAUGGACCGAUAGAUGAAGUAGUUUAAUUGCAUCAAAUGAAAACUGAAUGGCACGGUAUAGUAAAACUUAUAGCAAUUUCAUUGAAAUCUACUACAGAAGAGAUUAUAGAACUAGUUACUUUAAAGAAAUGGUAAUAUCUGGAUCAUUAUAAGCUAAAAAAAAAUAAAAAAAACAAUCAUUAAUUUCUAAACAUGCUAAACAUAGAAGGGUUGCCAUUUGCUUUGGUAAUUGGAAAAAAUGGCAAAAUAAUUCAUGCAGGAUAUCACUAUGAAGUAGCUCUAGAUGAUUUAAUAACAUAAGAAAUGUUAAGAAAAGAUGAAGAUGCUCCAUAAUUAGAAGAAUUAAAAAAAAGUAACUACGAUGAAAUUUUUUUGGAUAACAAGAUAAUCAAUGAGCUUCAAGCUAAGAACUAGGAAUAAAAUAUGGUAGGAUAAAAAUAAUCAAAUGAUAAUAGAGUGUUAAAUAUAAGUUAGUAAAAUAAAUCAAAUGAAGAUAAGAAUUAUGAAAAAUUGAAAAGUGAUAUUUCCUUACUUUCCAAGAACUCAGUUGAUGAUAAAAAUUAGGAUUUGAAGGAAAAAUAAAAUUAAAAUAUUGAACAAAUAAGCAAGGAAUCGAAAUUAUAGAAUGCGAAUAGCAUGAUAAAGGUGCAACUUAAAGUGCUAAAAUAAUAUCUUCUAGAUAUACAAAAGGUUCUAAAAAAUUUACAUUUCCAAUCGAAGUUCUAAAUUGUUUUGAGGAGAUAAAGAAGAUUAAGAUUUGAUGGUUGUCUUGUGAUCGAACAAAUAUCAGAUCUUGAAUUAGAAUAUUAAAUUACUUAUCAAGAAAUGGAAAUGUUAGAUUAUUUUAUGGAGUAAGUUUGGAAUAAAAUACCUGAGCAUCUGCGAAUUGUAAAAGUUUCAAAUUUGUAUUCUAGAAGUGAUAUUAUUAAAAAUAUAAUUUCUAUUGCCUUUGCUAAACAUGGGGUUUCGAUAAAAUACUAACAAACAAUGAAAAAAUCUUUAAUCUGGGAUUCAAAUUCACAAGAAAUGAUAAUAAAUGAUAGUGAAGGCUACACAGUUCAAUCAAGUGGACUUAAUCUUGAAAAUUUUUAUGAAGGAAUUUAAAAAGCAAAAUUAUCUAUAGAAGAACUUAGAAAAAAUUUUGAUUAUUGUGAAGAGAUUAAUGAAGUAAUUGAAAAAUUACAGUCUAACACAACUCUUGGUCGUGGAAAAAAAUUUGCCCCUAUUCUAAAUUACAAAAAUUUUGGAUCUUCAAAAAAAGAAAAAAUUUCUCAUAUUAAAGGGUAAGUAUUAAUUAUUUUCUAUUGGUAAUGCAAUAAGAAUUGUAUAGUUUAACUGAGAAAUAUUGAUGAACUAAUUAUAAAAAAUAAUGAAUCUUGGAGCAAAAUAGUUAAAUUUGUAGCUCUGAAUAUUGGAAAUGAAAAAGAAUAUAUAUCAUUUUUAGAAUAAAACAAAGAACUUUAGAGCCGUUUAUAAAUCUAUAAUAAGGAAAGAGCACAUCUAACUGAUACAUCUUUGUAUGCAAUUACAUAGGUUCCUUAUUUCAUUCUUGUAGAUAAAUUUGGAUUUAUUAGAUAUAUAUAAAGCCCAAUCAAUUUAGAAAGGUCAAUCUAAUAAUUAGUAAAGGAAAACGAAAGAGAUACAUAUUAGAAAAAUCUUAAAACGCCAAUCCAACAACAAAGCGUAGAUUUGAUCAAGAGGAUUAUAUCAUCUAAUAAUUUCAAAACUUAACUAUUAUCAAUUGAUUAAAAAAGGGUUAUAGAGUUUAGGCUGGAUUUUGAAGUCUAAUAAGAUGAAAAAGCUAAAAAUGCCUAUUAAAAUAUCUAUUUGAAUUACUUCAUUAGGGAUAAGCAAGAGGAAGAAUUUAAUUAACUUUUAGAUAAAAUAUUUUCAAUCAUCCCCGAGGAUCGUUGGAUUAUAAGAAAAUAAAUCCAAUAAACUGUCUCAAUUCAAUAUCCAGGAAAUAAAUGUGUAGUUUGCUCAAAAGAUAUUUCAAAAGAACCUAAAUAAUAUUACUGCUAUUUUAAGAAAGAACAUGUUUGUGUUGAAUGUGCAGAAUUUACUGAUCUAUCCCAAAAUGGGAUGUAUAUGUAUAAAUAUCAAGAUACAUUAAUCUUUAUUAAUGGACCGCUUCAUGAUGAAUCAGUCUUACAUGACAUUGAUUCACAUAAAAUUGGAAAAAAUAGAUAACUUUAAAAAGGGCAGAAAGCAUCCCAAAAACAUGAUUUCGUUUGUGAUGGGUGUGUUAUUAGUUCUGAAGGACCUAGAUAUAUAGCAGUGAAUGCACGACCAGGAAAUUACAAAAAGGAUGUAAUUUAAACAUCAAAUUAUUUAGGGGUAUAUUGAUUAUUGUAAAAAUUGUUUCCAGAUACUCAAAAAUAAAGGUUCUUUUGAGGCAAAAAAUAUUGUUGCCAAAAAUUCUCAUUAAGGAAUGACAGCUGAUAGCAUCUUUACAAGGGUUCUCUUUAAUUAUGGAAAAUAUAGGGAUUUUUGA